ACCGGGGCCUAAGAGGAAGGACCACGGCAAGGGGGCGUGCCGAGCGACGGCUUCCGGCGGAAACGGGAGUGAGCAAGAUGGCUACCACCAAGCGUGUGCUGUACGUGGGUGGGCUGGCAGAGGAGGUAGACGACAAGGUUCUUCAUGCUGCUUUUAUCCCUUUUGGAGACAUCACAGAUAUUCAGAUUCCUCUGGAUUAUGAAACAGAAAAGCACCGAGGAUUUGCUUUUGUUGAAUUUGAGUUGGCAGAGGAUGCUGCAGCAGCUAUUGACAACAUGAAUGAAUCUGAACUCUUUGGACGGACAAUUCGAGUCAAUUUGGCCAAACCAAUGAGAAUUAAAGAGGGCUCUUCCAGACCAGUUUGGUCAGAUGAUGACUGGUUGAAGAAGUUUUCUGGGAAGACUCUAGAAGAGAAUAAAGAAGAAGAAGGACCUGAACCUCCCAAAGCAGAAACCCAAGAGGGAGAGCCCACUACAAAAAAAGCACGGUCAAAUCCUCAGGUGUACAUGGACAUCAAGAUUGGGAACAAGCCAGCUGGCCGCAUCCAAAUGCUCCUACGAUCUGAUGUUGUGCCCAUGACGGCAGAGAAUUUCCGUUGCCUGUGCACCCAUGAAAAGGGCUUUGGCUUCAAGGGAAGCAGCUUCCACCGUAUCAUCCCCCAGUUCAUGUGCCAGGGUGGUGAUUUCACAAACCACAAUGGCACAGGAGGCAAGUCCAUCUAUGGAAAGAAGUUUGAUGAUGAAAACUUCAUUCUCAAACACACGGGACCAGGCCUUCUCUCCAUGGCCAAUUCUGGCCCAAACACCAAUGGCUCCCAGUUCUUCCUGACCUGUGACAAGACGGAUUGGCUGGAUGGCAAGCAUGUGGUAUUCGGGGAGAUCACUGAAGGCCUGGAUGUCCUACGGCAGAUUGAGGCUCAGGGCAGCAAGGAUGGGAAGCCAAAGCAGAAGGUGAUCAUCGCUGACUGUGGAGAGUACAUGUGAUGCCUUUGUAAGACAAGGAUGGAGCUGCCUGGCCUCUGGGGUCCUGGUGCUCAGUGGGUCCUGUGAAGCAGUUUUGUGUCGCCCAAGCCCUUCUUCGGAUCAACUUCCUUAGCAACGGCUCCUCUGCAGUGCCCAGGCUCUUACUUUAGACGUGGCUGGGCCUUAAAGCCAGGAUAGGAAAUGUGCUGCCACAGCCUGUCCUGGGGGCUUUAGCCACUGGGUGGCUUCUUUGCUAAAAUAAACUGUUUUUUGUACUGUUGCCUCCAGCAAGUUCCUGGGAGCAAUCCAUUAGAGAUCACAUCCAUGGCUAAACUGUCCCCGGGAUAGGAUGGCAAGUUUGUGAAGGUGUGAUACCUUCCCAUGGCUUUUGUUUCCUUCCUGGGGCUAAUUCCCUUACAUGCCAGGUAAGGUAUCUUUAUGCCAGAUGUCAUUGUCAGAUCCUGUCAGGGCAGCAGGAAUCAGAGCUGCCUCUCUCUGUUGCCUCUGUCUGGAACUCAUGCUGGUGUCAGCUCAGUAGCUCCAGUGUCUAACAUUCACGGUGCAUUCUCAGGUUUUUUAAAUGGUAUAUUAUGACUCAAAGAGCCGAUUCUGCUGGGGACUGGGCUUCUUGUCAGGAGACAGGAGGUUGGCAUUCUACCUGGGCUUCAGGCAGCCCGCUACUGGUUUUUGUGAAUGAGGUUGUAUUGAGACACAACCAUAUCCGUUUAUGCUGGAACACUGCCUGUGGCUUCUUUCUCAUUACAGCAGUAGAAGCAAA
Messenger RNA from Mesocricetus auratus (golden hamster), 1740 nucleotides. RefSeq names its product peptidylprolyl isomerase E (gene Ppie). Gene Ontology annotation, cellular component: intracellular membrane-bounded organelle. The transcript is spliced from 10 exons. The record is from RefSeq and is a predicted model, not a curated record. Lineage: Eukaryota; Metazoa; Chordata; Mammalia; Rodentia; Cricetidae. Gene Ontology annotation, biological process: protein peptidyl-prolyl isomerization; protein folding. The coding region runs from base 78 to 983 and encodes 301 amino acids. Gene Ontology annotation, molecular function: peptidyl-prolyl cis-trans isomerase activity; RNA binding.